Messenger RNA from Mycena citricolor, 2089 nucleotides. Lineage: Eukaryota; Fungi; Basidiomycota; Agaricomycetes; Agaricales; Mycenaceae. The record is from the annotation of a GenBank genome assembly.
CCGCCUUCUGUUGGAAAUGCAGCGCUGAAUCUGUUCCAUCCAGACAAGUGACCGGGGAAGUCUCAGAUGCCAUGCUCUCAGGAAUCCAGACUCUCUAAAGCCAAUGUCGCAGAAUCAACGCUUCGCGGAAUUGAUAAAAGUCCAUCUCCCGGAUUCAGGCCGAAGCGGCGGGCGAGGCAGAGCUUGUAGUGCUGCAAAUGCCGGUGACAGAUGGAAGCCGAGGGGCGAACGCGUUAGAUACGAAAAUAACAAGUCCUGAACUUGGAGCAACAUGCCCGAGCACUUGGAGUCCCUAUUCAUUGCCGUCUCUGCUAGCAUUUCUAGAACGCGGGCCAGCUUUCGCGCUACACCGUUUGAAGGUCGUCUCGCGUUACGGGUUGGCCCCAGGCUUCACUACCGGUGCUUUUGAUGAUGCCUCGUCUCUUCCGUCUCUACACAAGCUUGGCUCUUCCACACUGGCCAUCAAUCAUCAUCUCGGCCUGUCUCGAGGAUGUUUCACUGCAGCAUGGGAUCUAUCCCGCAGCCCUACGAGCACGGGAGAGGAGCAGGGCCACUGAAGAACAAAAAAAGUCGAAAAGGGACGCGUAUAUGCUGCGAUGGUUUAAUCGGGAACUCAAUGAGACGAUAUCAUCGAGAAUGCACUCAAAUCUGAGCCGAGCUGAUUGGCCUGACUCGCCCAGAUCAUUUCAUUGGAAGAUUCAGGUCCUAGACCGUCGAGCAGCUAGCAGGCUGUGCUCGUUAGUCAGGCCUAUAUAACGCUCAAUGUGAGGAGAGCCCUCGGGGGUCACCAAUGCAUCGUGACCGAGACAUGUCACACUCACGACACUUCUCUGCCUCCCACCACCAGCACUCAAGCGCCCUAUCCACCACUCUCGUUAACGACCAUCAUGCACGCUACUGCCCUCAUGUUCAUCUCCCUCCUCGGUCUCGCUCAGGCGCAUCCCGUCCGAAGAGCCUUGACUGACCCGCAAGUCCUCAACUUUGCCCUGACGCUAGAACACCUCGAGUCCGCCUUCUACGAUCAAGUCCUCUCUCGUUUCUCGCCCGCCGACUUCUCUUCUGCUGGAUUUCCAGACUGGGCACGUGGGCGAUUCAAGCAGAUUCAAGCGCACGAGGCCUCUCAUGUCACCUUCCUCACCACUGCUCUGACGGCUGCUGGUGCUAAAGCAGUCGAUAGCUGCCAGUACAACUUCGGUAUCACCGAUGUUUCUUCUGCGGUGGCUGUAAGCGCUAGUCUUGAGGCGGUGGGAUCUGCUGCGUACACUGGCGCAGCUCAGUACAUCAACGAUAAGAACUAUCUCACCGCCGCCGCGAGCAUCCUUGGAACCGAGACGCGACACGCCGGUUGGAUUGCUUCGGCGGUGCUACAUGGCAGUGCCUGGGACACAGCUUAUCAAACCGCCUUGUCGCCUAGUCAAGUAUACCACAUCGCGUCAACGUUCAUCAAGUCGUGUCCCUCCUCAAACUCUGCCCUCCUCCCCUCGCUCGCUUCCUUCUCACCGCUCACUGUGACGAAUGCUCAACCAGGCAAAACUGCGACCGUCAAGUUCUCUGCGCCGAAAGACUCGCCAUCUCAACUGUUCGUCGCGUUCAUAUCUGGUGUCGGUGCUCCGCUGUUUGUUCCCGUGCGCGACGGCAAGGUCCAAGUCCCGAGUGCUUUGGCUCGGACUGGAACUGUGUUUUGUGUCAUCACCAAGGAUGGUGGGCGAGCUGACGACGAUACGAUUAUUGCUGGGCCUGCUGUCGUGCAGUUUCCCUUUGGAUCGUCGUAGAUACAGUGUACCCAGUUGCGCGUUGUGUACGAUUGCGAUGAAGAUGAUCAGCAAGGAUAACAUGCAUGAUUGGCCACCUCGAGGAUUGCUCGCUUGUAAGGACAUCAGUGGAAUACUGAAAGAAAAUUGACAGGAUGCAAGGAAACUAGCAUAUAGACAUGUACAUUGGAGACUAUGGACUACAAUCUCACGCAGAAGGGGAGAAAGCUUUUGAGUAGAUGCCAGCUUGAGAAACAUCCAUAUGCACCGGAAAAUGAUGUAGAUAAACGUAAUCGACAACCCUGUGAUCGGUUACGCAACACGCUUAUUCCUCGGCU